GUUUUCUCUGCAGCACAGAGGGCUACAUGGCCUCCUACAGUUUUAAGUACGACACUACUAACUUGGACCUACUUUAUCAACAACAUUUGAGUCCUUUGCUUUCAGUAGACAUGGACUCCAAAAUGAACUACAACACAUGAGCUCUUUUUUUUGUAGGUUAAACAGUUAAGAACGAGCGCUUUGGGACCUUCUGCAGGUUUUAUCUUCAAUUAGCUUUUUCAGCAUUCCUCUUUGUUGCAGAAACAGAUGCUUCUUCCCGUUUAAUAGCUGGGACCCUCUCAACGAACCCUGACUGCAUUGGGGAAAUCAGAUUUCCAACUGAACACCACCUCGUCACCAUGUCCUAUGAUGAAGACCCUUACAUCUUCUCCACUGACGCUCUACCCACUGACCGCCGCUUCCUCCCUCCACUAGCCAAUGGGCUGCUGGGAUGGAGGGUGUACAACAAUACCAUGCACAUGGGGGGUGUGUAUAACGGGGAGGGUGGACGUUGUCACCGUGCGGAUGUCCCCUGUCCUCUUGCUGUGAAGGUUCAGAUGAACGCACCAGCCCAGCACACCUACAGCCUGGACACCCACACAGGUAUCUUCACCCACAGCCUGAGCUCAGCAAGUGUAACGGUCUCACAGUCUCUGUAUUCACACCGAUACUACCCUAACCUGAUGGUGAUGGAGAUUCUGAUGGUGCGUCAGGUGACCUCAGAGGAGCCAAUCACUGUGAAUCUGUUCAGCUCAUUCACACCUCAAAGCAAAGACAUUGUUUUCGAGUCGUGUCCUGAUUACAAAGGGGGAAGUCACGUCCAAGGAAAGGUGACCACUGCUGAGUUCCCAGGAGGUUCCUGUCCGUCAGUGCACCUUAUCUGGACCCCCAAACCCCCCACUCUGACACUGCUUCCAGAACAGAGCCAGGCUCGCUGGGCCUUCAUCCUGGUUGUGGCCAACAGUUUAGACACAGCUGAGGCCAAUUAUGACGAGGGCCUGAAUCUGAUAGCCUCUGGUAACCUGCGUCCGUCUCACGAGAUGGCCUGGAAAGAACUGUGGCUGCAGAGCAAGGUGGAGGUGGCAGGGUCAGAGGGCCUCUGCAAGGCUCUGAUAGGCUGCAUGUUUUACCUCCUUAGCGCCUUCCCCUCCAUACAUGACACCUCCAGCUCUUUUGGUGGAGUCAGUCCAGGCGGACUGUCUAAUGGUGGGGAUGGUCAGGACUACUGGGGACACAUUUUCUGGGACCAGGACAUUUGGAUGUAUCCUGCCAUAGCCCUCUUCUAUCCAAAGCUAGCCCGAUCUGUGCUGGAGUACCGGGUGGGGACCAUAGAUGGGGCAAAAGACAAUGCCCAAAAGCAGGGCUUCAAGGGACUGAAGUUCCCAUGGGAGAGUGCUGUAUCAGGGAGGGAGGUGUGUCCAGAGGACAUUUAUGGACAACAAGAGAUUCACAUAAAUGGAGAUGUCUCCCUGGCCUUCCAACACUAUCUCUACCUCACUGAGGAUCUGUCCAUGUUCACAGAGGGCCAGGGCAGAGAGGUGAUCUACGGUGUGGCAGAUUACUGGGUUUCUCGAGCAUCAUGGAACCCCGAGGAUCAGAAGUAUCACCUCUUAGGUGUCAUGCCACCUGAUGAGUAUUACUACGAUAUCAACAACUCUGUGUACACAAACGCGGUGGCCAAAUUCAGUCUCCAGUUCGCUGUAGAUUUGGCUGACCUCCUACAACAUCCGGCACCAAAAGAAUGGCAGGAAGUGGCCGAACACCUCAAAAUACCUUUUGACGAGGAAUCCCAGUACCAUCCUGAGUUCGAUGGCUACGUCAAAGGUCAUCCAGUGAAACAGGCAGACACGGUGAUGUUGGGCUAUCCUCUUGGACUGCUGAUGUCCCCAGAGAUCAGGAGAAACGACCUUGAAGCGUAUGAACCAGUAACAGACCCUAAUGGUCCGGCCAUGACGUGGGGUAUGUUUGCAAUCGGCUGGCUGGAACUGGGGGAGGCUGAGAGAGCUCAACGUUUACUUGAGAAGUGCUACAAAAACAUCCAGGGACCGUUCCAGGUAUGGAGUGAAUCAUCAGAUGGCUCUGGUGCAGUCAACUUUCUCACAGGGAUGGGGGGAUUCCUGCAAGCCGUGCUGUUUGGUUAUACUGGCUUUAGAGUUCAGAAGGAAUGCUUGGCCUUUUCCCCACUUCUUCCCAAUGGCAUUUCUGAGCUCUGCGUCCGUGGUGUGACCUACCUGGGCAGUCAGAUGGACUGGCUGCUGAGGAAAGAUGAAGUUUGUAUCAUACUGAGGGAACAGGCCAACAGUGCUGGCAACACUAAGUCCUGUGAUCUGCAGGUUGUCCUGAAGGCAUCAGGAACUACAAUCCCUCUCAUGCCAGGGAAGCCGGUUACUUUUCCUCGAGGGCCCGGGUGUGUUUGUAAACUGGUCUCGGCGUAUUCCUGUUGGCCUCUCUGAAACAGUGACCAUGACCCUCCUCAUCAUUUACCAGCAAUUAAAAAUAUGUUGAGCAAGUUAUUUCAUAUCUAAGCUGCCGUUAAGUUGUAUGUUCCCAUUCACUCGAGCAUCAGCAAUCAUGGACAAAAUGUAUGACAUUUUUAUAGUGUUAGUUUCAUGAUAUGCCAUCGUUGUUAUAAAACCAAUGUUGUAUUGUAAAUGAGUUAUAUUCAAAUAAAACUACAUU
Molecule: messenger RNA, 2658 nt
Organism: Anarrhichthys ocellatus (wolf-eel)
Lineage: Eukaryota; Metazoa; Chordata; Actinopteri; Perciformes; Anarhichadidae
Gene: pgghg
Product: protein-glucosylgalactosylhydroxylysine glucosidase
Exons: 14
Coding region: 339-2432 (697 amino acids)
Biological process (GO): carbohydrate metabolic process
Cellular component (GO): cytosol
Molecular function (GO): protein-glucosylgalactosylhydroxylysine glucosidase activity
Source: RefSeq, a predicted model, not a curated record